ACUGAUCUUCAAAGUCCCCCAAAUCCACAGAAUAAUCUUUCAGUAACUAGAAAUAUACCAAAAAUGGCCGACGAAGCCCUUUCCAUCUACGACGAAAUCGAAAUCGAAGAUAUGACCUUCGACCCUGUCCUCCAAAUCUACCAUUACCCUUGCCCGUGUGGCGACCGAUUCGAGAUUGCGAUCGAUGAUCUUCGCGAUGGAGAGGAAAUCGCCGUUUGCCCCAGCUGCAGCUUGAUGAUUCGGGUUAUUUUUGACGUUGACGACCUCCCCAAGGACGAUCAGCAGCAAGGCCCCAGCACCGUUGCGGUUCAGGCUUAA
Messenger RNA from Aspergillus nomiae NRRL 13137, 318 nucleotides. It is a transcript of the gene dph3, whose product is annotated as CSL family zinc fnger-containing protein. Gene Ontology annotation, molecular function: metal ion binding. The transcript has 2 exons. The record is from RefSeq and is a predicted model, not a curated record. Gene Ontology annotation, biological process: protein histidyl modification to diphthamide. The coding region runs from base 64 to 318 and encodes 84 amino acids. Lineage: Eukaryota; Fungi; Ascomycota; Eurotiomycetes; Eurotiales; Aspergillaceae.